GUGAUCGGUUCAGUUCUACUCCUGCGGCAUAGUAAGAAUGAUUACUUCGAAAGCGUGUUACUUCCAGUUUAUAGUUAGUUUUACGAUAUGUUUUGUGUGUAUCGGUGGUUCAUUGUACAAAUUUCGUUGCAACAGUGGAAAAUGUACUAGACAACAUUCGAACUUUACCAGCGGAACUGAACGAUAUUUCGAUACACUAAACGAAUGCCGAUUAUUGUGUGGCGAGUACAGCUCGUUAUGGCCAAUACCAACCAAAGAACUACGUUUGGGAGAUCAAACGGUAGAAAUACAUCCUAACAGCAUUUCAUUCAAUUAUACGGACGGCUCUGACGAAGUUCGCGGAUUUUUGAACCAAACGCAGGAGAUUUUUUUGGACAAUUUGUUCAAAGAAUGUGGCCCUCGUUGCGUGCAUUCAACCGUGGUACCGCUGCAUAUCACUAUAAAGCUUGAUUCGAACGACUUAAGUCUCACAUGGGCAACCAAUGAAUCCUACGUACUGCAUGUUGCAAGUGAUAACAACAAAACCGAAGUCACGCUUACAGCUUCUAAUGUUUUCGGAGCUCGGCAUGGGCUGGAAACAUUAUCACAGUUGAUGGUUGCGAAAAACUAUGCCGAUGGUAAUUGUCUGCUAGUUUUAGCCGAAGCCCGCAUUAGCGACUCACCUAAGUUUGCCCAUCGAGGGUUUUUGCUCGAUACAGCUAGAAAUUACAUCUCAACAAAAGCCAUUCUUCGGCAGCUCGAUGGUAUGGCCUCAAUAAAAAUGAAUGUGUUACACUGGCACAUAACGGAUUCACAAAGUUUUCCUCUGGAACUAGUUAGUUACCCACAGGUUACAAAACAAGGGGCAUAUUCCGAAGACGAAUCGUACAGUCAAGCUGAUGUGAGGAACAUUUUUCAAUAUGCCAAACAACGUGGUAUACGAGUUAUUCUUGAAUUCGAUGCACCAGCCCAUGCGGGUAACGGUUGGCAGUGGGCUCCCUCAGCCAAUUUGGGCAAUAUUGCCGUAUGCAUCAACGAACAACCAUGGCGUCAGUUGUGCAUAGAGCCUCCCUGUGGCCAGUUCAAUCCGGCAAAUGAGAACCUAUACAAAGUGUUAGAUAAGGUAUAUUCUGACUUUGCUCAGCUCAUACCAGCCGAAGAAAUUUUACACAUGGGAGGAGACGAAGUAUUUUUCGGUUGUUGGAAUGCUACAGAGGAAAUCGUAGACUACCUGAGUAAACAAGGAAAAGGUCGAGGAGCGAGUGAUUUUUUGGACCUCUGGGCAGAAUUCCAAUCCAAAGUGCUUGAGCUUUGGGAUCGUGCUCGAAAUUCUCAGAUCCCAUCGCCCACGGUGCUGUGGUCAAGCCACUUAACCGAUCCAAGUGUUAUAGAGAAAUAUUUACCAAAAGAUCGGUAUAUUAUACAAACUUGGGUUGAAAAAAACGCCGAUUUACCAAAAAAGUUGCUAAAGAAAGGAUACAGGCUAAUCAUUUCGACCAAAAACGCUUGGUACUUCGACCAUGGCUUUUGGGGUGUAACAACUUACUACAAUUGGCGAAAAGUGUACAACAAUAAAAUUCUAAAUAGUAGUCUGAUUCUCGGAGGAGAAGCUUGCACGUGGACAGAAUUCAUCGAUGAACACUCUUUAGAUUCCCGAACCUGGCCAAGGCUGGCAGCAGUGGGAGAGCGACUGUGGGCAGAUCCAACGAUGGACGCAACCAAAGCUGAGGGUCGUUUCUAUCGUCAACGCGAUCGCCUCAUCAAACGUGGCUUAAGUCCGGAAGCAGUUACACCAUUCUGGUGUGAACAGAAUGAAGGAGAGUGUCGAUAGAAAAAAAAACAUUCUAUUAGAUAACUUGAAAGUGGAUUUAUGCCCGAGUUUCGGGACGAUUCAAUCUGACUUUCUUUCAGUUCUGUUUCGAAAUCCACGGGCAAAGCUAGUCGAUUUUUAAAUGAAAAUUGAAUAAAACAGAAUUUUAUUCGGGACCAGUGCCGUAGCUAAGGGCGAGAAUUAA
Messenger RNA from Wyeomyia smithii (pitcher-plant mosquito), 1994 nucleotides. It is a transcript of the gene Hexo2, whose product is annotated as chitooligosaccharidolytic beta-N-acetylglucosaminidase. The record is from RefSeq and is a predicted model, not a curated record. The coding region runs from base 38 to 1810 and encodes 590 amino acids. Gene Ontology annotation, molecular function: beta-N-acetylhexosaminidase activity. NCBI's taxonomy places the organism in Eukaryota, Metazoa, Arthropoda, Insecta, Diptera, Culicidae. The transcript has 2 exons. Gene Ontology annotation, cellular component: membrane. Gene Ontology annotation, biological process: glycosaminoglycan metabolic process; carbohydrate metabolic process; ganglioside catabolic process.